Magallana angulata is the source of this 989-nucleotide messenger RNA. RefSeq lists its product as uncharacterized. The transcript is spliced from 4 exons. Bases 162 to 938 code for a protein of 258 amino acids. NCBI's taxonomy places the organism in Eukaryota, Metazoa, Mollusca, Bivalvia, Ostreida, Ostreidae. The record is from RefSeq and is a predicted model, not a curated record.
UGUUCGACUUCAGUGCUCAUGUACACUGUGUUACACAGAUGUAAUGUAUAUCGAUUAUGCAGGGACUUCCUGGUUAAAAUUUAAAAUAUUCAAAGGUUAGAGGAAUAACGUUGACUUGAAAUGUACAUAAUGUAGAGGAGGUGACGUGAUACAAUAGGUAUAUGGGAGGCAGUUGCAGCAAUUGCUUCAGCAGAUUUUCCUUUCGGAGGCAAGCAGGCGGCGUUGAACUUGGUUUCAAUAUUCCGAAUGUAUACCAGGUAGAAGACGAGGAAGAGGAGUGUGCAAAGACGCCAUCAUGGCUGUCAUUUGUAGACCAAGAGAGCGCUGAAGGAGAUAAUGUGUUCGUGGACGAGAGAUGUUUUAUAUGCCUUGAAGAUUACAACGAACAACAAAACUUACCACGAAUUCUUCCCUGUGGUCAUAUUGUAUGUAACAAAUGCCUCAUUGAGCUUGGAAGAUCUUCAGUAUUCACAAAAAUAAAAUGCCCACAAGACCGGCAUAGUUUUAAAAUAAAAAAGAGACAUAUGCCAGAAGCUCAAUCGAGAGAAAUCUCCGACCUUGAAUCGACAGUUUCGCUGUCAGUUGGAUCAGGUUUGUUCUUACCUGGAGUUAACCAUGCGGCAAUAAAUCCGUUGUAUAAUCUGGAUUUUCAACCCGGAGUGGAUAUUGCGUCCAACAUUAAUACAGAUGCCAUUGAUUCAUUAACCUCAGUUCAACAAUCCAACUCGAUCAAGUCGAAUUCAAGUUCAAUAAUGAACAUUUCAAUCCAUGAGAAUUAUUCAAUUAGCAAUUCCUCAUCAAAUUUUUCAUGGAGAAACCCAAAGUAUGUGAUGAGAAAACGUCUCCCUGACGUGCCACGACUUAACGGUGUGUAUGAUGACGUUCCAUUUUAUGAGCCUCCUCCAGAUUAUCCGAUAAAUGACGAAGACUACGAGUAAACUUUUUUAAUCUAUAAAUGUAUGUAUAAAUGUGUAUACAAGUAUGUUUUU